This is a messenger RNA of Prosopis cineraria, 1150 nucleotides long. Its product is annotated as transcription factor ORG2-like. Gene Ontology annotation, biological process: regulation of transcription by RNA polymerase II. Gene Ontology annotation, cellular component: RNA polymerase II transcription regulator complex. Bases 65 to 832 code for a protein of 255 amino acids. Gene Ontology annotation, molecular function: RNA polymerase II transcription regulatory region sequence-specific DNA binding; protein dimerization activity; DNA-binding transcription factor activity, RNA polymerase II-specific. NCBI's taxonomy places the organism in Eukaryota, Viridiplantae, Streptophyta, Magnoliopsida, Fabales, Fabaceae. The transcript is spliced from 3 exons. The record is from RefSeq and is a predicted model, not a curated record.
CAUGACGAGUCACCACUGAUGCAAUCAGCAAUUGCUCGCUAAAAGCUCCUAAGCUGAUCGCAGGAUGUUGGCUUUAUCGCCUUCUUCGUUUGCACCCAUCGAGUGGGCCUUGGAAGAACCCACAAGUCAUAAUGAUCAGAACUUGUUUUACCAGGACGGAGCCACUCUUCAGUUUAGUUGCUCGCCACCAGAUUAUCAGGUUCGUCAGGUUGAGGCUGAGGAGACUCAUAGAUCUACGCCAGUAUCCCUUGGCGUGAGCGGCGACCCUACCAUGGUCAAAAAGCUAAACCACAAUGCUAGUGAACGAGAUCGUCGCAAGAAGAUCAAUAGCUUGUAUUCCUCGCUUCGUUCUAUGCUUCCUUUGCCUGAUCAAACUAAAAAGUUGAGUAUUCCAGCAACAAUUUCACGAAUCCUUAAGUACAUACCGGAGCUACAGCAGCAAGUGGAAGGUCUUAUUAAGAAAAAGGAGGAGCUUUUGCUGAGAAUCUCUCGGCAAGGAGAUGCGUCAAACAGAGAAUCUCAAAGGAAAAGGGUUCAUCCCUACGCUGCCACUGCUUGUGUAGUUUCAACAAGCAGACUCAAUGAUAAUGAAUCUGUUAUUCAGAUUUCCUCUGACAAGCUCCACAAAACUCCUUUUCCUGACAUAUUGCUGUGUCUAGAAAAAGAAGGGCUUUUACUGCUAAACGCUUCCACCUUUGUGACCUUUGGACAACGGGCCUUCUAUAACUUGCAUUUGCAGAUGGAUGAAACUUGUAGAAUAGAGCCAGAAGUUCUAAGUGAGAAGAUUUUGUCAAUAUAUGAUAAGAAGGAAGGGAAUUUUCAAUGUUUCUAAAUAUGAUGAUGACCUAAUAAUUUGGGAGCCCAUUUGUAACCUGAUGAUGCCCGGAAAUCUGUACAUGUGGAAACAUUUUUGUGGAGAAGCAAAUUGGAGUUGUUCUUACAUGUGGACCUCAUGUGUUAGAUACAAAGCAAUCAGAUUACAUCAAUUUAGUACAUUUUCUGGAUAAGGAAGGGAUUAGAGGGAGUUUUACCAUUCUUAUAGCAGACAUAGUUGUAUACUUCCUCUAGUCUCAUUUAUAAAUUACAUUUUAGAAUGUAUAUUUGAUUCCAUUUAUAAAUCACAAUGCAAUUUUUUAGAUAAUAUUUAAAA